AUGAGGUUUGCAUUUGCUGAUUGCACAGGUUUUCAAAAUAAGCUUAUUAGUAUGUAUGUUAAGUGUGGUAGUUUGGGAAAUGCUCGUAAAGUCUUUGACGAAAUGACAGAACAAGAUAUCAUCUCAUGGAAUAUGAUAAUUACAGCUUACAGAAGAUAUGGGCGUCCUCAUGAGGCAUUGACACUGUUUCAUCAAAUGCAACGAAUAGAUGUUGUGGUUGCAAAUGCCCUGGUAGACAUGUAUGCAAAAUGUGGAAAUGUACACAAAGCACGUGAAUUGUUUGACAGAAUGGGUCAAAGAGAUGUAGUCUCAUGGAAUUCAAUGAUUGCAGGAUAUGCACAAAGUGGAAUUGCUAAAAGCGCCCUGGAAAUUUUUAAGAAAAUGCAAUUUACAGGUAUGAAGCCGGACUCCACAACCUUUGCAAGCAUCCUCCCAGCCUGUGGGCAAAUGGGGGAUUUAGAACAGGGAUAUGUUCAAAAUGGACAUGUUGAGAAUGCCUUGCAAACGUUUAAGCGAAUCCAAUUUUCAGGUGUAAAGCCAGAUUCAACCACCUUUGCCAGUGUCCUCUCAGCCUGUGCUAAAAUUAGAGCUUUAGAACAGGGUAUGAGCAUCCAUCACAGCAUAAUUGAAAGUAAACUUUUGUCAGAUAUCGUAGUUGUAAGUGCCUUGGUAGACAUGUAUGCAAAAUGUGGAUUGAUAGAUAAGGCAUGCGCAGUGUUUGACAAAAUGUCUCCAAGGGAUGUAAUCUCAUGGAAUGCAAUGAUUACAGGAUAUAGGCAAAAUGGGUUUUUUGAAAAAGCACUGGAAACUUUUAAACAAAUACAAUCGGCUGGUGUAAAGCCAGAUUCCACCACCCUUGUCAGCAUUAUCCGGGUAUGUGCCACAAUGGGAGCUUUAGAACAGGGAUAUGCACAAAAUGGGCUUGUUGAAAAGGCCCUGGAAAUGUUUAGGCAAAUGCAAUCGGCAGGUGUUAAUCCAGACCCCACCACCUUUGCCAGCAUCCUCCCAGCCUGUGCCAAAAUAGGGACUUUGGAACAGGGCAUCAAAAUCCAUCAAAAUUUAAUCGAAAGUGGAUAUUCAUCAGAUGUUGUAGUUGCAAGAUAUGCGAACAAUGGAUUUUGCAAGGAUGCUCUCGAACUCUUUGAACUAAUGAAGCACUCUACGACAAAGCCUGACCGUGUAAGCUUCAUUUGUGUUUUAUUAGCAUGCAGCCAUGCAGGUUUAGUAGAUGAGGGCUGCAAAUACUUCAGUGGUUUAAGCGACUCUUGUUGCUUUAAGCCUACAAUUGAUCAUUAUAUUUGCAUGGUAGACGUCCUUGGCCGUGCUGGAUAUCUGGAAGAAACUCUAAAUUUUAUCAUCAAAAUGCCAAUUAAACCUAUGGAGAUUGUGUGGAUGUGUUUGCUUGGUGCCUGUGGGCCACACAAGAACAUAGAAUUAGGAGUGUUUACAGCAAAUCUUCUUUUAGAGCUGGAUCCUAAAAAUGCCACAACUUAUGUUCUUCUGUCAAACAUUUAUGCGGAAGUGGGCAGGUGGAGUGAAGUUGAAAUGGUAAGGGGACGGAUGAAAGAUAGAGGAAUUGAAAAGAUACCUGGAUGUAGUUGGAUUGAAGGACAAAAAAUGGCAUAUGCUUUUUGUGUAGGAAACAGAUCAAAUACGCGGACAUGA
Molecule: messenger RNA, 1665 nt
Organism: Cryptomeria japonica (Japanese cedar)
Lineage: Eukaryota; Viridiplantae; Streptophyta; Pinopsida; Cupressales; Cupressaceae
Product: pentatricopeptide repeat-containing protein At5g16860-like
Exons: 6
Coding region: 1-1665 (554 amino acids)
Biological process (GO): RNA modification
Molecular function (GO): RNA binding; protein binding
Source: RefSeq, a predicted model, not a curated record